Molecule: messenger RNA, 915 nt
Organism: Cyclocybe aegerita
Lineage: Eukaryota; Fungi; Basidiomycota; Agaricomycetes; Agaricales; Hemipholiotaceae
Source: the annotation of a GenBank genome assembly
AUGAGAGCCUUACUCAGUCCGUUCCUCCUGCUGCUGCCUUUGCUCGUCGACGCCCAGCGUUUCGUGCGCUUCAUCUCGACAGACAACAGAGAAUACUACGGCGACGCGAUUCUUCCUGCUGGCAGUACCGACGCAGCGAAGAGCACGGCUGCCCGUGUCAUUGUUGGGGACAUUCUGGGAGAUUUCAAAGUCACCAAACAAGUCAAGCCCAUCAAGAAGCUUCUCGCGCCCCUUCCUAGCGAACGAGUCAAGACCGUUCGGUGUGGAGGGCAUAACUAUGUUGCCCAAAAUAAUCAAACAGGAAAUGUGAUUCCGCAAUGGCCCAUCCUUUUCUACAAGCCAUCGACGUCGCUGAGUUCACCAAGUGACCCUAUUCCUGUCACAGAGGGCUAUCAAACGCAAGGAAAUUUUACUUCGACGAUGGACUAUGAGACGGAGCUCGUCAUAAUAAUCGGGAAGAAGGCGUUCAACAUCUCUGAAGAUGAGGCUCUUGACCAUGUUCUGGGCUACUCGAUUGGUAACGACGUCUCGCACAGAGGGUGGCAAAUCGACCGUGGUGGUGCGCCCCGACCACAGUACUCGAUGGGUAAAGGAGCGGACGGAUGGGCACCAUGGGGCCCGGCGAUCGUAUCGACCAGCAUUAUCCCGGACCCACAGACGCUCAGGCUCUGGACAAAAGUCAACGGGGUCGUUAAGCAAAACGAGACUACGGCGAACAUGAUUUUCGGCGUGAAGCAGAUCGUCUCAUUCUUCUCAAUGGGAACGACCCUACUGCCUGGGGAUGUUAUCUUCACCGGAAGCCCGGCUGGUAUCAACUUCGGCAAGCCUGACCCAGAAUGGCUGCAGGACGGCGACGUCAUUGAAGUCGGACUAGAAAAUGUUGGCACCUGCACGAAUACGUUGAAAUAUACGUGA